AUGUCCAGAAGCAGUUAUGAUCGUUAUUUGACGAUCUUCUCUCCCGAUGGACGACUAUAUCAAGUAGAAUAUGCUUUCAAGGCGAUCAACACUUCAGGUUUCACCUCGAUCGCAUUACGUGGAAAAGAUUGUGCGGUAGUAUGUACUCAACGUAAAAUACCCGAUAAACUACUAGAUCCAACAUCAGUUUCACAUAUUUUCAAAUUAACGGCUGAAAUUGGAUGUAUAGUUACCGGUCGUAUUGCCGAUGCUCGUGCUCAAGUCAUGCGUGCUCGUUCAGAAGCAGCAGAAUUCAAAUACAAAUAUGGUUAUGCAAUCACCCCAGACCUUUUGGCAAAACGAAUGGCAAACAUCAAUCAAGUUUACACUCAACGUGCUGCCAUGAGACCGUUGGGAAUUAACAUGAUGAUCAUCGGUUUGGACUCGGAUCCUGAACGUGGACCACAGGUAUUCAAAGUGGACCCGGCAGGAUACUAUGUCGGCUUCCGUGCAACUGCAGCAGGUGUCAAACAAGCUGAAGCAAUCAAUUACCUAGAAAAGCAAUUCAAGAAAGCAAGAACAUCUUCCUCUACUUAUUCCUUACCCGACGAAGCAGCAAGUGAAGCAGAACAAAUCUCUAAACAUCUUUCAGAGAAUGACGUUUUGGAAUUGGCCGUAACAACGCUUUCAACCGUACUAGCACAAGACUUGAAGAGCUCGGAGAUCGAAAUUGGAAUCAUCGGAGGAGAUAAAUCGCUCAACCUAAGCGAUCAAUCAGAUCAAGCAAAGGCUCAAAGGCGUUUCCGUACAUUGAGCGAGGAGGAGAUCACGGCUGUAUUGGACCGUAUCGCUGAGCGUGAUUGAUCUGUAGAAAGUAGAAGAAUUGUUUUCAAUAUCAUCAUGGUUUCUUCUAGUCACGAGUGAUUAAGUUCAUCCGAUACAAUUUGAAUGAUCAUGCAAUGAAGAUAGCUAAAUGAAGAAAAAAGCAUGUUAAAGCAAUACAAGAGU
Molecule: messenger RNA, 987 nt
Organism: Meira miltonrushii
Lineage: Eukaryota; Fungi; Basidiomycota; Exobasidiomycetes; Exobasidiales; Brachybasidiaceae
Product: N-terminal nucleophile aminohydrolase
Exons: 2
Coding region: 1-843 (280 amino acids)
Biological process (GO): ubiquitin-dependent protein catabolic process
Cellular component (GO): cytosol; proteasome core complex, alpha-subunit complex; nucleus
Source: RefSeq, a predicted model, not a curated record